Messenger RNA from Drosophila innubila, 2821 nucleotides. Its product is annotated as endoplasmic reticulum metallopeptidase 1-like. The transcript has 10 exons. NCBI's taxonomy places the organism in Eukaryota, Metazoa, Arthropoda, Insecta, Diptera, Drosophilidae. Bases 167 to 2761 code for a protein of 864 amino acids. The record is from RefSeq and is a predicted model, not a curated record. Gene Ontology annotation, molecular function: metalloexopeptidase activity. Gene Ontology annotation, biological process: proteolysis.
GAUUUUCAUAUCUAAACUAUGUUCGAUCACUAACGUAGUGGUAUUAUACUUUUUAUCAGUUCGUCUUUAUUAUACUGUUCUCGACAACAAAAUAAUCGGUUUUCAUUCGCGUAACGAAAUUAGUCUUGAUUUGGAAAGCCUUGGUGCCGCUACUUAAAAUAAAAGUAUGGAUGACGAGGAAAAACUGCUCUUCAAUGGAUCGGUUGAAACCCGGAGAAAUGGAAAGCUAUCGUCCUACCUUACAUGUGGAUUCGUUCUGUUCUGGGUAGUCCUAUUCUUCGCCGUUGUAAUACCCCUUAUGUAUCGACUCCCAACGGCACUAACAAUAGAGGAUGCUCAUGAAAACGUGUUCAUCGCAGAGAGAGCAUACAAAAAUCUAUAUAAUCUUUCCAAUAUUGGAAUAAAACUAACCGGCACUGAAAAAAAUGAAGUUGAGGCCGUAAACUUUAUUCAAAAUGAGCUGUCAAAGAUUAAGGAAGAUCUUCAGGACGACUUAUUUGAUUUAGAAAUUGAUCUUCAACAUUCUUCUGGCUCCUUUAUCACUGGUUCCCUUCUCAGGAUAUAUCAAGGAGUUCAAAAUAUUGUCGUAAAAUUAUCUCCCGAAAACAGUACUAGCGAGACUUAUCUCCUUGUCAAUAGCCACUUUGACUCCAUGUCCGGUCCGGGUGCCGGUGAUGCUGGAUUCAUGAUUGUCACGAUGUUGGAAGUUAUACGGGUUAUUGCAACAUCGAGACAACCCAUCGAUCAUCCAAUCGUCUUCCUGUUUAAUGGAGCUGAGGAAGUGGGACUGUUGGCUUCUCAUGCGUUUAUCACACAGCACAAAUGGGCACCCUUCUGCAAAGCCGUGAUCAACCUUGAUGCUGCUGGAAGUGGAGGUCGAGAUGUUCUAUUCCAAACUGGCCCCAAUCACCCAUGGCUUGUAGACUACUACAAAAGAUACAUCAAACAUCCUUUUGCUACUACCAUGGCAGAGGAAAUAUUCCAAGCGGGCAUUAUUCCAUCGGAUACAGACUUCCGACAAUUUAGAACAUAUGGAAAUAUUCCAGGUUUGGACAUGGCCCAGUGUUUUAAUGGUUUUGUAUAUCAUACCAAAUAUGACACCAUCGAUGUGAUUCCUCGUGAAUCCCUUCAGAACACCGGUGAUAAUAUCUUAAGCCUGGUUCAAGGCUUGGCCAAUGCAACCGAAUUGCAUGAUACCGAGGCUCACAAGACUGGACAUGCUGUCUACUUUGAUUUUUUGGGGAUCUUUUUCUUCUACUAUUCAGAAACUAAUGGGAUACUUUUGAAUGUUGGCGUUGCUGGAGCUACUUUCAUUCUGAUCUUUUUCUCAAUGUGGCGAAUGGCAUCUGUAUCUCAAGUUUCAAUUUGCUACAUAAUCCGCUUGUUUAUCAUCUUACAAGUAAUGCAGGUGAUUUCCUUCGUACUCUCAAUAUACUUUCCAAUAGUUGUCGCAAAUAAAAUGGAUUCCCACGGGCAAUCACUGACUUACUAUAGCAGCCCUUACCUGAUAAUCGGCUUGUAUGUGACUCCCUCUCUUAUCGGUCAGAUUUUGCCUCAGCUUAUCAGCUACUUAUGUGUAAAGUGCCAUAAUAAAAUCUCAAAACCUUACUGCGCUCAGUUGAAAUUACAUAGUCACUCAAUAAACUUGGCUGUUCUUACCAUUUUCUUAACAUGUUUAGGCUUCCGUUCUUCAUAUAUUUUCGUUAUUCCUCUUAUUUUCUACAAUAUUGCCUUGGCUCUUAAUCUAAUGACCGCUUUACACGAUCGUGGCUAUGCCUGGAUAGGACUACUAAAAAUUAGCCAGAUUAUUCCUUUCCUGUACAUCAGCUACCUCGUCUAUACGAUUAUUGUUGUGCUUACACCAAUGUAUGGACGUUCAGGCAGUGCUUCCAAUUGGGAUUUCAAUAUUGCUGUCUUGGCAGCCCUAGGAACAGUUGUCUCCUGUGGCUUCUUGGUACCCCUGCUUAGCACUUCCCGUCAAAGAAGCCUUGUAAUAUUAACCCUGGUGGCAACUACAGCUCUCUUUAUAAUAUUGGCCUGUUAUACACGAUUGGGAUUUCCAUAUAGGCCAAAAACAAAUGCACAGCGUAUUGACUAUUUGGAAGUGCGAAAUAUGUUUUACGAGUACGAUGGAACUGUCAGUAGAGACGAGUCUGGUUACCUAAUUUUAUAUGAAGAUCGUCGUAGAGAAAAACCACUUUUGGACACGAAAAUGAAUUUGACUGGUUUGGUGAGUCUGGAAUCGAAUUGUAAGAAGCACAUGAUGUGCGGGAUGCCGUUGCAUGAUAAUCGAUGCGUUGCGCAGGAAUUUCAAUGUUCUUGGUUGCCACGUUCGGAACCCAUUGAGCCACCAGGACCAACCAAACUGGAAAUGCUGAGCAAAACCAUUAUUAAUGCCACAACUGUGCACUUUGAGUUCAAGUUGACGGGUCCCACUAGCAUGAGAUUGUUUAUCCAGGCUUAUAAUGAUGUGACAAUAAGUGACUGGUCGUUUCUGCGCACUUAUCUUGAUAAACCACCGCCAGCACAUAUUCCACGUCAGAUCAACUUCAAGUAUGCUAAUGAUGACUCGCCAUUUAACUUCUUUAUUGAUAUUUCGAAACUAAAUGGAAAUUUUAAUGUACCUUUAUUCCAACUCGGAGUGUCAGGACAUUACAUGGCACAUGAUGGUGACUCCGAGAGUAUAAAGUUCGCCUCAUCUUUCCCCUCCUAUUCAAUGCUCAACCAUUGGCCUGCGCUGUAUCAAAGAUACAUUUUUUAGAUAUAAAUAUUUGUAAAAACAAAUAUUCAUUCAAAAUUAAAUAAAAAACAUUUUUUUACA